AUGCCCUUCCCCAACAGCUCUGACCUCGGCGCACCAGCGUUCACCUUGGCCAGCAUCCCGGGGCUGGAGGCUGCCCAGUUCUGGAUGGCGAUCCUCCUGUGCUCCAUGUACAUCUUGGCGGUCGCCGGCAACUGCGCGGUGCUGUUCAUCGUGAAGACGGAGCCCAGCCUGCACGCGCCCAUGUACUUCUUUCUCUGCAUGCUGGCUGCCAUCGACUUGGCCCUCUCCACCUCCACGGUGCCGCGCACCCUCUCCUCCUACUGGUUCAACAUCACGGAGAUCAGCUUGAGCGCGUGCCUUGUCCAGAUGUUCCUCAUCCACACCCUCUCAGCCGUUGAGUCGACUGUCCUCCUGGCCAUGGCCGUGGACCGGUACGUGGCCAUCUGCCACCCGCUGAGACAUGCUGCCAUCCUCACCAACGCUGCAACAGCGAAGAUAGGGCUGAUAGCCAUGGCCAGGGGAGUUCUCUUCUUCCUGCCUUUGCCUUUGCUCCUCCUGCCCCUUCCCUUCUGCAGAUCCCGGUUGCUGUCCCACUCUUUCUGCCUGCACCAGGAUGUGAUGAACCUGGCCUGCGCCAACACCACCCCCAGCGUGGUGUACGGCCUCACCGCCAUCCUGCUGGUCAUGGGGCUGGAUGCCAUCCUCAUCUGUCUCUCCUACGUCCUCAUCCUCAAGGCUGUCUUACGACUGGCUUUGUGGAAGGAGAGGCUCAAGGUGUUCAGCACCUGCAUUGCCCACAUCUGCGUGGUCCUGGCCUUCUACGUGCCCCUCAUUGGGCUGUCUGUGGUGCACAGGUUUGGAAAGGACCUGGCUCCACUGGUCCAUGUCACCAUGGGGAACAUCUACAUCCUGGUGCCUGCUGUGCUCAACCCCAUCAUCUAUGGCGUGAGGACCAAAGAGAUACAGAGGAGGAUCCUGAAUCUAAUUCAUGUAUUCAAUGACAGAACUGCCCAGUGA
This is a messenger RNA of Apaloderma vittatum (bar-tailed trogon), 957 nucleotides long. RefSeq names its product olfactory receptor 51E2-like. The transcript has a single exon. Gene Ontology annotation, molecular function: G protein-coupled receptor activity; olfactory receptor activity. Lineage: Eukaryota; Metazoa; Chordata; Aves; Trogoniformes; Trogonidae. Gene Ontology annotation, biological process: G protein-coupled receptor signaling pathway. The record is from RefSeq and is a predicted model, not a curated record. Gene Ontology annotation, cellular component: membrane. The coding region runs from base 1 to 957 and encodes 318 amino acids.